GUAACAUAUUCAUUUAACAUAUUAUUCCUGUUUUUCUCUGAUAAAAUCACAUGCAAUUAUACUGAUGCUCACAUCUGCUGAGAAAUAUAGUUUCCUGUCGCUCGUGAAAGUGGUCAUUAGUUGCUCCCUUUGAGGAACUUUGGAGGGUAAGGACUCCAAAGGACAUCUAUCUCUUACAACACAAACGGGAGAAGCUGGCAAUAAAUCAAGUGCACCAAUACGUUUGUUGACGUCACGUGCUGCUGCUUUCACCGCGGGUUUUGAUGGUUGACUGCUUACCUGGAACAUUGCUCAGCUACAGACAUUGAGAGAUGCCACCAAAGACGAGGUCCAGAGUGAGUAAAAGAACAGCAGAUUCAGGCAAAGUCAAUGAUGACGCUGACGAAAUGGUUGGAGGCAAGAAGAAAGCUGCAGCUUCUGUUGAGCCGUUAAAAACUAAAGAGAGCUCAGAACCUCCGCAGUACUGUCGCUGGCUGAUGAAAUCUGAGCCCGAGAGCCGCUUUGAGAAGGAGAUUGACCUGAAGUUUGGGAUCGAGGAACUGAAGGCUUUGCCUGAUCAGACUGGCUGCUGGGACGGAGUGCGCAAUUAUCAGGCACGCAACUUUAUGAGGCAGAUGAAAGACGGGCAGUUGGCUUUCUUUUAUCACAGCAACUGCAAGGAGCCGGGGAUAGCAGGAAUCAUGAAAAUUGUAAAGGAAGCUUAUGUGGACCACACUCAGUUUGACAAGAAAGAUAUCCAUUUUGAUGCUAACAGUAAAGCAGACAACCCCAAAUGGAGCAUGGUAGACGUCCAAUAUCAAAGAAUGGUAAAGCGUUAUAUUCCUCUGUCUGAGCUGAAGAAGUACCACCUGCAGCACCGAGCCAAAGGUGGGCCUCUGAAGGACAUGGGACUUUUCACCAGAGCCAGGCUCUCUGUGCAGCCCCUAACCACUGAGGAGUUUGAGUUUAUCCUGACUUUGGAGGAUAAGGAGCCUUUGUGAGGAUUUGAACCAGAUGAUGUGAGGAUGCAGUGAAAUCAUGAAGCAGCAUAAACAUACAUCUCUUUUGUUCUGAAGUAAUAAAUGUGUUGUCAAAUGAUGGCUAUUAUCCAGAUUGUACCUAUACCUCUGGGUGAUACUUGCUUAGACACAGCAUACAAAGCCUUAGAAUUGAUAGAAAACAACUGCAGUAUAUAAGCUUGUAAUGUUUUUUAGGGUUGCCCUUUGCUCACAGAAGGGGUCCGAGCCUUCUUUUAUUGCCAUUAUUCAAUUUGUGUAUAGAAGCAACGUUUUAUUUCACAGUCUGCACUAUGGUCCAUCAUUUUGCACCCUGUCUGUUAAGGUUUAUCAUGUCGCCAACACUUAAAUUCCUGGAAAACAA
Trematomus bernacchii (emerald rockcod) is the source of this 1359-nucleotide messenger RNA. It is a transcript of the gene thyn1, whose product is annotated as thymocyte nuclear protein 1. NCBI's taxonomy places the organism in Eukaryota, Metazoa, Chordata, Actinopteri, Perciformes, Nototheniidae. The record is from RefSeq and is a predicted model, not a curated record. Gene Ontology annotation, cellular component: nucleus. Bases 312 to 980 code for a protein of 222 amino acids. The transcript has 8 exons.